This is a messenger RNA of Vombatus ursinus (common wombat), 3366 nucleotides long. Its product is annotated as zinc finger protein 879-like. Gene Ontology annotation, biological process: regulation of DNA-templated transcription. The record is from RefSeq and is a predicted model, not a curated record. NCBI's taxonomy places the organism in Eukaryota, Metazoa, Chordata, Mammalia, Diprotodontia, Vombatidae. The coding region runs from base 18 to 1901 and encodes 627 amino acids. Gene Ontology annotation, molecular function: DNA-binding transcription factor activity, RNA polymerase II-specific; RNA polymerase II cis-regulatory region sequence-specific DNA binding. The transcript is spliced from 5 exons.
CAGAGCUCCCAGUACACAUGGAGGGAACUAGAGGGAGAGCAGCCCAGCCUAGGCUCCCGAAGCAAGGGGCGGGACCGGAGGAGGAGUAUGUGCUGGAGAAGAACCCCGCCUCCCACCACUCUCGCCCGGCAGACGAUCUAGGCAUGCGCAACAGACCACCCGGGUCUCCGAACUACACUUCCCAAAAGGCUGUUCGGCAUGUCGACGGAUUCCGGGCCGAGUUCCGUCGCGGUUGCCACGGAGACGUUACUUCCGCUCCCUCCCGGAUUCUCGUCACCCUCUGCACUCGCGGCCGCCUCAGCUCAAUUCUAUCCUCGGCCGCCGCCGUCGCCGCAGUCCUAGCCCUGGUACGGGGCCAGAGGGCGCCGUCUGCUCCCCAGAUUUGCCUUGGAAGCCCCCGGCCUCCUGCUGCGGGCGAGGGUGAGGAAGAGGAGGCCAUGGCCCCGGUGCUCCUGACAGCGAAGGCCUGCCAGGAAUCAGUGACGUUCAAUGACGUGGCCGUGGACUUCACCCAGGAGGAGUGGAGGCACCUGGACCCUUCUCAGAAGGACUUGUACAGGGAUGUCAUACUGGAAAAUUACAGGAACCUGGUGUGCCUGGGACUUGCAGCCUCCAAACCAGAGGUGAUUGACCAGCUGGAACGAGGGGAAGCUCCUUGGAUGCCGGAGGGCAACGUCCCUGGAGGCGCCUGUCGGGAUUCCGAACCUGAGCCAGGAACCGCGGAGCCCACUCCAAAGCUGGACCCUGUCACGGGGCGACUGCCGGGGCGUGGUCCUCCUGUCUCCAUGCUAGGAGACGCCUGGGGAAGGGCUGCUGGAGGAGAGAUGGAGCAGAUCAGGCAGGCGAGAGCCCCGCAGAGGACGCCUCCGAGGGAAGAGCCCGGGGAGGAGUGGAGGUCUGGCGACAGCUUCAGAACGGGGUCCGCCCUGCUUCCCCAGCAGCAGGUCUCUGUGGUCGAGACUCUCUAUAAAUGCGGUAUACACAGAAGGAGUCUCAGUCUGUGUUCAGACCUCAGUAAAGGUGGUGGAAUCUGCCCCAAGAAGAUACUUUCCAAGCAGAAGGAAUGUGGAAACUCCUUUAGUUGCAAUUCAGGUCUUUCUGAGUAUCAGCCAAGGCAUCCCGAAGAGGAACCUUGUGGGUGUCAUGAGCUUGGGAAGGCCUUCCACCAGACCGUUCACAGCAGAGAGAAAUUCCCAAGUCAGAGGCCUCGUACUGAAGAGAGGCCGUACGAGUGUCCCGAGUGCGGGAGGGCCUUCCACCACGUCUCCUCUCUCAACUCCCAUCAGCGGACGCACACUGGAGAGAGGCCGUAUGAGUGUAAUGAGUGUGGGAAGGCCUUCUGCCGGAGCACACACCUCAUCGAGCACCAGACCAUUCACACUGGGGAGAAACCUUACGAGUGCAGCGAGUGUGGAAGGGCCUUCCGCCAGAGCGCACAGCUGACGCGACACCAGAGGAUUCACACCGGAGAGAAACCUUACAAGUGUCAUGAAUGCGGCAAGGCCUUCAACCACAGCUCUUCCCUUACCUCUCAUCACAGGAUUCACACUGGAGAGAGACCCUAUGAAUGUAAUGAAUGCGGCAAGGCCUUCAACCACUUUUCUUCCCUUACCUCCCAUUACAGGAUUCACACCGGAGAGAAGCCCUAUGAGUGCAGCAUCUGUGGCAAGGCCUUCUACCACAGCUCCUCACUCACGUUCCACUCCAGAAUUCACACGGGCGAAAGACCGUACGAGUGCAAUGACUGCGGGAAAACCUUCAAUCACAUUUCCUCUCUCAUUUCCCAUCACCGAAUUCACACGGGAGAGAAACCUUACGAGUGCCAUCACUGCGGGAGGGCCUUCCGCCGGAGCACACACCUCAGCCGACAUCAGGUCGUGCACACUGGAAACAAACUCUGAGUGAGGGCGGUGGGGAGAGCCCGUGGCUCCUGACGGUCGGGAUCCGUCCCGCAGAGGCGCCUUGCGAGGCAAAACCUCACGAACGUAAUGAAUGUGAGCCAGACUUCGGGGGGUACCCUUGAUUGAGAAUUAGUCCGCAGGUGAAGCAUGUGUUCAUCCUAGCCUGAGGCCUUGGUUUUUCCAAACCUUUUCUUCUCUCAUUUCCCUGCCAUCUCUGCCCUAGGCUUAGACUACCCAGACCCCGAAAGAAGAGCUGGUGAUUUGAGAGGCACUCUUUGCACUUCGCUUUUGAAAAUUCUCAGGUCUUCAAGUCUUCUCCCUUCUGCUCAAGCUAUACCCUGGAUCCAUCCUUCCUGCCAGUUUCACCAGGACCUGACCCUAACGCACUCCCCGCUCUCAUGAACCUUUAAUGUUUUUUCCAGUCUCAUCCCAUUGGCCUAGGGUACUUCAAAAACAAAGGAAUGCAAGGGUGGCCCUCCAGCCCUCCGCCGCCCAUUGGACAGCGGGCCUGUCUCAUUGCCACACUUCCUGUAAAAGUGGCUGAUGUCACCCUAUGUAUUCUGAACCCCUCGAAAUCUGUUUUCUCCCAAGACCUGCACUGCAUCUUCUGUAUCACAUUCAAAGCGCCCUCUGAGUCGUCUGUCCCAAGGGCUCUUUCCCUGGUCUUCAUCUUUCGUCUCCUUUGACUCCAAGAAAGAGGCUGUGCUCUUUUCCUCUUAGAUGCUCUCUCCUCCUUCUGCGUCACAGCAUCUUUCACUUCUUUCUCCUUUGCAGAUUUCUCCUUUUGCCAACCCCCAAGGUUUUGGAAUCUCAUUCAUUCCCAAGGCUUCUGUGUCAUCGUUAGGAAGUGACCACACACACACACACACACACUCACACUCUCUCUCUCUCUCUCACACCCACACCACCUCAGGUCAUUCAUCAGAGUCAUUCGUGGCUUUUGUUUGAUUUCCUGUCACUGGUAUCCCAAUUCAUGCUGUCUCAUAUUUGAAAACUUUGUUAUUAUUAUUUUUAUUUUUAUAUUUUUAAAUUAAUAAUUGCCGUUGUAAUACGUUCAUUUCUAAAUGCAUCCCUCCCCUGCCUCCUGUGCUGGAGAUCCUUCCCUUGCCGCCAAACCAGCCCACGCGACAGUGUGCAGAAUCCAUUCCCACCGCAGAGAGGGGAAGAGACACCUCUUCUCUCUUCUUUGGGGCCAAGCUUGGCCAUCGAAUCGUGCCGAUUUCAGUGUGGAUUUCUGGGGGUGCCUUUUCCCCUUCUGUUUACAUUGCUGUGAUCACUGUGCUCUUGUUUUGUUCUUCUGUUCACUUUGUGUCUGAUUAUUUCAUGCAUCUCAUACUUCUCUGAAUUCUUCAUGUUUAUUGUUUUGGCGCAGUAGUGUUCUUUGUUUAGCCAUUCCUCCAAUUAAUGGGGGUUUUGUUUCCAAUUCUUUGCUACUACAAAAAGUGUUAAUAAACCUUUUGGUAUA